CAACCUAUGAACUUUAAGGGGCCGGUUUCUCAAUAAUUGACUAUUGACUGAUUGAUGAGAUGACUGAUGCCUGAUGGAGUGUUGUCUUGUCAGUGUUGAUUAUGAUGGUGCAAAUUUUUUUUGGCUUCAUUUAAGUUACCAAGUUGUUAUCUCGGUGUCUUUUUAGUAAUUAGUGAACAAUGUCGCAAACCACAGCUGAAAUUCCCACCAAAGUGAAAACCAAGAAAGAUGCGGAGGAAGAUAAAAACGAAUUGUCUGAGGAAGACAAGCAACUUCAGGAUGAGCUAAAUCUUUGUGUGGAAAGAUUAACAGAAAAUGAUGAAAAUCUAUAUUUAUCCGCUCUUAAUGUUCUCUCAAUGAAAAUUAAAGCUUCCACAACUUCUAUGACUUCGGUGCCAAAACCAUUGAAGUUUAUGAAACCCCAUUAUGAUACCAUGAAGCAAGUUUAUGAUAAAAUCAAAAACCCAGAAGUCCAAAGGGUGUGCGCUGAUAUUAUUUCAGUUUUGGCCAUGACUUUGGGAGACGGGCGUGAAUGUUUGAAAUAUAGACUUUUGUCAGAUUUGGAUAAGAUUGGAGAAUGGGGUCAUGAAUAUGUCAGACAUCUUUCUGGCGAAAUUGCUGCUGAAUGGGGUGAAAAGGAUGAAGAUGAUAAAGAUAUGGAAGCAAAAGUGAUUCAAUUGGCCGAACAAAUUGUUCCUUACAAUAUGGCUCACAAUGCUGAAGCUGAAGCUUGCGACUUGCUCAUGGAAAUAGAAAGGCUUGAUCUUUUGGAAAGAUAUGUGGAUGAGAAUAUUUACACCAGAGUUUGCUUGUAUCUUACAAGUUGUGUUGAGUAUGUUGCUGAUCCAGAAAACACAACACUUUUGCAAACUACUCUAAUGCUAUUUAAAAAAUUUGGUCAGUAUCCUCAAGCUCUACGUUUAGGCAUGAAGUUGAAUGAAAAAGAACUUAUUAAAGAAAUAUUUCUAUCCUGUCCAGAUAUCAUUGUCCAAAAGCAACUGGCUUUUAUGUUAGGGCGCCAACAAAUCUACAUUGAAGUCCCUGAAACCACUCCAGAAUAUGAAGAUCUCACAGAGAUAAUGGCCAACUGUCAUUUGAACAAUCAUUUCCUGAACUUGGCAAGGGAAUUAGACAUCAUGGAACCAAAAACUCCUGAAGAUGUUUACAAAUCUCAUUUAGAAAAUACCAGACCUUCUUUUGGAGGUAGUCAAGUAGAUUCCGCAAAACAAAAUCUUGCUGCCAGUUUUGUCAAUGGGUUUGUAAAUACUGCAUUUGGGCAAGAUAAACUUCUCAUGGAGGAUGGUAAUAAGUGGCUCUACAAAAACAAAGAUCAUGGAAUGAUGAGCGCAACAGCUUCACUUGGAUUAGUACUUUUAUGGGAUGUUGAUGGCGGUUUAACUCCAAUUGACAAGUACUUAUACUCUUCAGAGGAUCAUAUCAAAUCUGGAGCACUUCUAGCAUGUGGUAUAGUUAAUUGCGGUGUCAGAAAUGAAUGCGACCCUGCUCUUGCCUUAUUAAGUGACUAUGUUAUGCAUAGCGCUCCUAUCAUAAGAAUUGGUGCAAUAUUAGGUCUGGGAUUAGCCUAUGUAGGCUCUAAUAGAGAAGCAGUACUUGACUUACUGUACCCAGUAUUUUCGGAUCAAAGUUCUAAUAUGGAAGUUAUUGGAAUGGCUGCUUUGGCCUGUGGAAUGAUUUCAGUUGGUUCUGAAAAUUCCCAUGUAACUAUGAUCCUCAUGCAGACAUUGAUGGAAAAAUCCGAAGAGGACUUGAAGAAGGAUACCUACGCUAGAUUUAUACCCUUGGGACUUGGCUUAUGUAAUUUGGGAAAGCAAGAUAGUAUUGACACAGUAAUUGCUGCUCUGGCAGUUCUUGCUGAACCAUUUGGAUCUAUGGCAACAACUAUGGUGGAUAUUUGUGCCUAUGCGGGUACAGGAAACGUACUAAAAGUCCAACAAUUGCUCCACAUCUGUUCUGAACACUAUGAUACUGAUACAUCUGAAAAAGACAAAAAAGACAAAGAUAAGGAUAAAAAAGAAAAAUCAGAAGAUAAGGAAAAAGAUCAUUCAGCAAGGCAAGCUAUUGCUGUCCUUGGCAUUGCCCUUAUAAGUAUGGGAGAGGAUAUUGGCAGUGAAAUGGCUUUUAGAACCUUUGGAAAUCUAUUAAGAUAUUGUGAGCCUGUUAUUAGAAGGGCCGUACCUUUAGCUUUAGGUCUUAUCUCUGUCUCAAACCCAAAAUUGAGUAUUCUGGAUACUUUAAGUAAAUUUUCCCAUGACAGUGACUCAGAAGUUGCUCAUAAUGCUAUAUUUGCAAUGGGCUUAGUGGGCGCUGGCACUAACAAUGCAAGAUUAGCUGCUAUGCUACGUCAACUAGCACAAUAUCAUGCUAAAGAUCCCAAUAAUCUUUUCAUGGUCAGGAUUGCACAAGGGUUAACUCAUUUAGGAAAAGGAACUUUGACGCUUUGCCCUUAUCAUAGUGACAGGCAGCUAAUGAGUCCUGUAGCAGUUGCUGGCCUAAUGGCUACUUUAGUUGGUUUUCUAGAUGUUAAAAACAUUAUCCUGGGAAAAUCACACUAUUUACUGUACACAUUAGCAGCGGCCAUGCAGCCUAGAAUGUUGGUCACCUUUGAUGAAGAUCUCAAUCCAUUACCUGUACCCGUUCGUGUUGGUUUGGCUGUGGAUGUGGUAGGGCAAGCUGGCAAACCGAAAACGAUAACUGGUUUCCAAACUCACACAACGCCAGUACUAUUAGCACACGGAGAAAGAGCCGAGCUGGCAACAGAAGAAUACCUUUCGCUUACACCCAUAAUGGAAGGAUUUGUGAUACUGAGGAAAAAUCCUGACUUUAGUCCAUAAUGUUUUUAUUAAGCUUUAUAGUCUGUCAAAAUGGCAUGAACGGAAAUAUUUGUGUAAAAGUUCAAAAACAUGUUAAAAUUCCUACAGAAAUAUACAUAUUCGAAUGUUUUUUUCCAUGUCCGAUGAAAAAAAUUAAUGUUACACAAAUACUUCCCCACAUGAAGUUUCUAAGACUAAGUUUUAUUAUUAUUUUUUUUUUUUGAUAUACAGUGUGUUUAAAAUUAAAGUUUAUACAUUGAGGUCCUGUCUAUUAAUUGAAAAAACUAGGGGAAGUCUAAAGACAAAAGCUUUGUUUUGGUUUGAUAUAUGACUGUUCUAAAACGGUCGAAAAAAAUCGUACAGUUUUUAUUGGAAUUAUUGAUAGCCGAGCUGUUGUCAUUUUGUUGAUUAAUAAACUGCGAUUGUAUUGAACCGUUCUAGAACCAUCCAUUUUUUAAACCAAAGCAAAGCUAAUUAGUGGGUCAUGACCAGCGCGCAUGACGGCGGUUCAUGACGGUCAUGUCACAUUAUUUUAUUUUACCUGCUAGGCUAGGAUAGCUUUUAUUGACUUAUUUUGUAAUUUGUUGAAAUUUCUUCUGUUCUGAAAUUAUUAAUAAUUUGUCAAAACUUCAUAAUCUUCAUAAUCAAUUAUUGACUAUCCUUAUUUUAAACUUUUUUUGUACUUAUAUUAUUAUUCUGGUAAAAAGCAACUUGAGCCAGGAUUUUUCUGAUAGUGAAGUAAAAUUAGAUGGUUUAAUGUAUUUAGAUGUGACAGAAGCUCCAAAACCAGUAGCAAGUCAAGUGGUGGUGGAGUUUUGAUCUUUGUUAGAAGCAGUAUUAGUUCACAAUGCAUCAGAGUUGAUGAGGGUAGAAUUGAGCAGCUAUCUCUUUAUUCUAUGUCAAAUAAAUAAAUCCAGAUUUGUUAUUGGGGGAUUACAUACCUCCUCAGUCAUCACGUGAAUCCUAUGUCUGGCGCUGUGAGUCGGUAAAACAUUUAUGUGAGCAAUAUCCAAGGAUGAAUGUGUACUUAUUUGGAGAUUAUAACUUACCCAAUGCAGUGUGGUCCAAUGACGAGUUUGGAACAAUGGUGCAAUGUCCAGGUGGAGACCCAGCAAUGCAGGUAGCUCAAUCUUUUGGGUUUCUUAAGCUUUCUCAAGUCAAUGAAAUACCUAAUGAUAGGAAUAUUUUUUUGGAUUUAGUGUUUUCAAAUGUUAAGGAUUUAGCUGUAACCAGGGCUUGCGAUUCUCUUAUUUUGGGCUUCAGUAUCCACUACAUUAGUUAGGAAUCCUUUAUAUCGCCUUAUGAUGGUGAAUUGGAGGCUGACAAAUUAGCUUACAGUGAAUUUUACUAUGAUAUUGGGAAUGGUUGAUAUGUAGAGCUACAAAAUUAUUUGGCAUCAAUUGACUGGGUCAAUUGUUUAUUCUUUGGUAAUAUUAAUGAAUCAACUGAUUUGUUUUAUGAAAUAUUGAAAACAGCUAUUGCCUGCUUUAUCCCUCUAAAAAAGUAUAAAACAACUCCUUUCCCAAAAUGGUUUUCUUCAGAAUUGCGUCAGUUAACUAUACAGAAAAAAAAGCACAUUCAGUUUACAAAAUAAAGGAUCAUUCCAAUGACAGUUACAUGAGGUUUUCUCCUAUUAGGUACACUCGCAGUGCAAAAGGAUUUCGGAUAUUUGUUUUGCAAAUUAUAUUACUGGUUUCGAUGAGAAAUUGAGGGAAGAUCCGAAGUCUUUUUGGAAGAACAUAAAUGACAAGCGAUCUGGUCAUAGUCUACCUGCUUCUCUGUUCUAUGACAAUAAACGCGCUUCUAAAGGGCAGGGAAUAGUAGGUUUGUUUAAAGAUUUUUUUCAAACAGUUUACACGCGUAAUCCGGAUCAAAAAUUGCCUGAUAGUUCUGAUGUAGGUUGGAAGGACUGCAAUAUGAGCAAUAAUAUUUCGGGGUCGUCAGUGUUUCCUGAUAUUUGAAAGGAAAGUUACAUUAUUCCAGUGCUUAAGAAUGGUUUGAGGGAUAACGUUGAAAACUAUCGUAACGUUUGCAAUCAAUCUGCCAUACCAAAGUUACUGGAUUGUCUUGUGAGCAAACAACUAGCAUAGCAGUGUAAAGGCAUGAUUUCACAGGAGCAGCAUGGCUUCUCUAUGAAUGAAUCAACUGCAACAAAUUUGGUAUAGCUUAUCAUACUGAUAUCGUAGGAAAUAUGGAGGAUAGGAAACAAACCGAUUCAUUAUAUACAGAUUUCUCGAAGGCCUUCAAUCGAGUUGAUCACCGAAUUUUACUUAGGAAAUUACAGCAGAUUGGAUUCAAUUUCAAGCUAAAUGUUUGGGAGCUGUUUGACAGGCAGAGUCCAACGAGUUAAAAUAGGGAGCUUUUUGAUAAAAUUUCGUUCUCAUCAGGUGUGCCUCAGGGUGGGCAUUGUUCACCGCUUCUAUUUAAUGUAUUUGUGAACGAUAUUGUUGAAUGUUCUAUAAAUAGUCGUUGCCUGAAAUUUGCUGAUGAUUUAAAGUUCUGGAGAACGGUAGAGGAUAUCUGUGACAGGUGCUUUUACAGGAAGAUUUGAACCGUUCAUCUGAUUGGUGCCAAAGAAAUAAAUUGUAUCUCAAAUGUGAAUAAAUGUUGUUUUAUAAGCUUUACCAGAAAACUUCAUAGAAUUGAAACUAGCUAUUAUAUAAAUGAUCAGUUACUGAAAUAUGUGUCAUCCCAUCAUGGCUUCAUGUUAGUAAAUCCAUAAAAGUGUUCACAUGAUGGGAAUUGAUGAUGUGAUGGGAAUAUUUUCUCUAAUACGCUUUUCCAACAAACCAUAAACCAUGGCAAGAUAUGCUACCUCGUCUAGUGUAUAGUAUAGGGUACUUUUGAUAAAAUUGAUCUACAAUUAGAUAAAUAAUUCUGCUUUCAACCGAAUUUGGGGCUUCUGAAAUAAUGAUAAUGAUAUGAUAAGGUCAUCCUUAGAGUAUUGUUCAGUGGUGUGGUCGCCAUUUUUUCAGGUGCAUAUAGGGAUUCCUUGGAAAGAAUUCAACACAAAUUUUUGCGUGUUUGUGCCGAAAAAGGUGGUUCUAGGUUGACAGACCAUGAUUAUGGGGAAAUUGAACAGAAAUUAUCUUUAUUUCCUUUGAACCAACGCAGAGAUAUGCUUUGAGCGUUUUUUAUAUACAAAAUCAUCAGUGGGGUCACUGACUGUCCUAGUCUUUUGAGUCAGAUUGGUUUGAAUGUGCCUUAUUAUCAUGGUUUGCGUCGCCAAUAUUGUUUCAAUGUUCCUUUCCAUAGAACCAGCUAUGGUGUAAAUAACCCUUAGAUAUAUAGGUAUUUACCUUUAUUAAAUAAUUUAAAAGUAGAUGUGUUUAACGUUUCGGUGGUUAAAUUGAGGAAAGCUCUACAAGUGUUAAUCUUUUGUCUACCACUAGUGGAAGGGUAAGGAUAGUGUGCCUUCAAAGUACAAGGUUAGUAGUUGGGGGUGAUAGAGUGAAAAUCAAACGAGAAGAAGCCACACGCGUUAUCGUUUGUCUCACUUCAAAUGGGAGGGACCCAGAGAAAAGCAAAUCUGCCUUCUUUGUCAGCGCUGACGUCAAUGUCUUCUACUCGUUUGAUUUUUACUCUACUCGAACUUAUUUACCUAGUUUUUUCUUGUCUUUUUUCUGUUGAUUUUUGUGAUAAAUAUAGUUAUGUAAGUUUUGAUUGUUUUUUUUUCUUGUUUAUUUCGGAGUUAGUUCUCUACAUAGAGUAAACAAUAGUUUGGGUUAGUUUUCAUGUUUUUGGUUAAUUUCGUUACUGUUGGUAUGAUGGAUGGAAUUUUUAAAUGAAAUAAAUUCAGUAUCAGAAAGACUGUUUAUCUUCUGGAAAAAUUAAAAAAAGAACGGGUCCCCUUUAUUUUUAGUUUGGCACAUUUUUUCGGCCUUCUCAUGGAAUUUACCCCUUUCUUGAGGAUAGAAACCACCCCCAACUUUUUUUUUUCAAAUGUCAAGAUAUGUAUUGGGAUAGCUCGUUGAAAUGGGCAUAAAAAAAAGAAGAUGACCCAUUAUUUCAGUGAUCUAGAAAGCGAGAAAAAAAUAAAAACAUAUUUUUCCAUACAAUAUUUUUUACAGUUAAAAUUGUUGAAUAUCUUCAGCAUUUUUUCUUGGUAGAACCCUAAUGCGAAACAAGCCCCAUUUGUAACGUUACGUAAUUAUUUCUGACGUUAACACACUAUUUGAUGCCUGAUACUCGGAUUCUCAACCCUAAAAUAGUGUGUUAACGUCAAAAAUAAUUACAUAACUAGAUCACCGAAAUGCAAAAGUAAAUAAUGGGUCAUUUUAUUAUUAUUUAGCAUCGAAGUACCUUAACGAGAGCACAGUUCCCAAACGAAAUUAUGGACUGUCGCCAUUGUAUCUGGAAUGAUGUUUGAAUGUACUGAUAGUUGUUCAUGAAAGUGACAUUCAACGAUGUGUCAAAGACACGAACAUAGCCGUUUCUCAGCCGAUGCUACGUCGUUACCUGAACUGAGUUGGGUACACGGAAAAAAAACUUUCUAUAGGACAUAGAAAUAAGGCUUCGCAGUAAAAAUAGGAGAGCACGUGCCAAGCGAGAAAUAUUGUUCGUCCUCCAAAUCCGCAACCACACUCAAAGAAAAUGAUAGGUCAAAUAAACCAGAAAGAGCAUAUGAAAAUGCGCCUAUCCACCUUCAUAGUUAUAACAACCAGAAAUUAAUAGUUAAACAUAUUUUUACCAGAAUAAUAGUUCAGUAACCAAAUUUUUUGUUGUAGCAACAAAAUAGAGUGUAUAAUGUCAAUUAUUCAUGCUCAGUAACAAUUAUUCAGUUGAGUAACUGAAUAAUUGUUCAGUAUCCAAAAUUUUUUGUUAUAGAAACAAAAUAGAAGGUACAAUACCAAUCAUUCAGUUGAUAAACUAUUUUUUGUUUGCUGUAUCAUUAGAUGGUACCUUAACAUUUUUUUUUUUUUGGUUGUUCAAACUUAUUUUUGUCUAUCUACUUGUAGGCAGGUAGUUUCGUCGAAUUAAAACACAGUGUUCAAAGUAGCGGUAUUUAUUUUUGAAAUGACACAUUAACAAUUACCUUGUUGUUUUCUUUUUAAAUAAGGCGUGUUUGAAGCAAGGUGGCAACAGUGAGUGGAUUGAUAAGGCAACUAUCAUGUCAUCUUUACUACAUGGAGAAUCUGUAAACAAAAAUAGCUUUAAAAUAAGAAGGUACAUCGUAAAAAAACAAUAUUAAGAUUUUACCUUCGGGAUUCAUUGUGUUUAACCCAGUUUUAGAAGAUUUAUGUUCUGUUUAUAUUUGACUUUUUCGUUGAAUACCUAUUGGUACUGCCAGAUUUCUAAAGUUGCUCCAUUUCUAUACUAAAUUGUAUGAUUUUCCUGUGUGUUCGAAAAAUCUAGUUGUAUCUAUAAGAAAAGUAGGUACCUACUUGUUAGAUAUUUUAUUGAAUGAUAUAAACAUAAAUAUUUUUUCUUAACAAAUUAGUAGAUAGAAUCCACAAGCGAAUCUGUGAAUAAUUUCUCUUGAAAGCUAUCCAUCCUGACUUACCCUUCGGGUCCGAACACUUUGAACGAAUUAUUCAUUAAUCAUCAGUGAUUAAUCUGGAUUAAUACCAAUGCAAGUCCGUAUUCCGUAAGGUUUCACCUGUUUGUCUUGUGUCUGCACUAGACGAGGGCGAAAUACCUACUGGUCUAAAUCCGACGACGGCAAGGAAAACCGAUAUAAAUUUCAAAUUUUGUAUGCAAUAAUAGGUAAAUCCAACCAAAAAAAAGCAUUUUGGACAAUAAUUUUGUAGAUGUAGCAAAUCAGAGGGUUGACUUUAAAUAAAAUUUGGUUAGUUAACAAAUUUCUUUGGUAACUUAACAACAUUGUGGUUUAAAUUCACCAUUAAGUAAUGGUUAAAAGCAGUUUAAACAAUUUCUAGUUUGGUUUGAUGAAGCCGUUUAACAAAAAAACUGUUAGUGAACUAAAUAAUUGUUAAAUUUGCCUAAAAUUUCAUUGUCACUAAACUAUUAAAAUUGGUUAAGUAUCCCAUGCAUUAAUAGUUGAAAAUUCAUUAAACAUUUACUGGUUUGGUUUGACAAACUUUAACAAAAAACUGUUAGUGAACUAAAUAAUAGUUCAAUUUUCCAAAAAUAUUAUAGUCACUUUUAACAAGUAAAUUUGUUAAAUAUGCCAUCCAAUAAUGGGUAAAACUGAAUUAAACAUUUUCUGGUAUGAAUUGACAAAAUUUAACCAAAAUCCUGGUUAGUGAGCAAAAUAAUAGUUAUAAUAUCUAUUUUUUAAGUUAAAUCAAGUUUUGUGUCGCAACAAUUUUUUAUUGGUAGAAAUAACUUUCAAGCUCUGAUUAAAUUAAACAGAUUGUAGUUUCAUUUGACAAUAUCAUCGGAUUUGUUAUUCAACAAUUUUUUUUUGUUGAAUCAACCCAUGUAAUUUUUCUGAGUGCAUAAACUAGGAGCGGUUGAAUUUUAUAAAAAACACAGUGAGUUGAAGACCGUUAUGAAAAAAUUAGUGGCCAUGCCGUAGAGUUGUUGAAGAUGAGAGCAAGAGCAUAUAUGGGAAAGUGAGCCAAAGAAGUCGUUCCAGGUCUCAAUUUGGAAGCUAGAGCUCUCGAAACGGCAGCAAUGCGAAAAGCACGAAAAUAACCUACUGAAAAGGCAUAGAGAAGAGUUCCCGAUUACGCAGUCGUUUUGCUAACAUAUCCAGGGUCGUCCGCUCUGGAUUCAGCAGAACCAAAGAAGCCAGUGAAGACGCUUUACGGCCUACUUCCGAAUACUAAUGGUCGGGAUGACAGAUCCAAAUUCAAAGACGGAGGUGCGGUCACAAUCGCUUCAAUGGUCCAGCCAGCGUUGCCAGACCCUUGAAAAUUAAAGUACUGAUCAAGAGACAAAAAAUGUACUGAAAAACGGAAAAAUGGACUAACUGAACUGGAGUUCAUAAAACUGCUAAAGUAGAUGGUUUUAGGAUACUUAUUUUGUUUUUCCUACUCCUGUAUUACUGCUUUAAAUUUAAAACAUCAAAUAAAAAAUCAUUCAUUUUAAAUUAUUUUUAAUAUGUCACGGUUUGGUUAGUGGGUUAAUUAAACACUCGGAUGGGCGAUGAGCUUCACGAAAAACAUUGUUUUUUAUCUACUAGGUACCUCUUUACCUAACUAAAGUCACUAAAGAUCUGACUUUACAGAUUGGGGCAGGUUACUUAUUCAACGAAAUUUAAUGCUAAUAUCUUCUAGCUUCUCAAGAAUGUACAGGGUGUCCAAGAUUCGAUGGUUUUGGCGGGUUCCGGGUAUUUCUAGAGCAGUUGGAAAAAAUGUGACUCCCACUUGCGAGUCUCGAUUUUCAAGAGAAAUUGACUGGUGCAAACCGCAUCUCGAUAUGUCGAGUCGUUUUUAUGUUACGAGUGGUUUUUCAAAAAUUUGCAGUUUAGCAGGGGGUCUAUAACUUCUUUAUUUUUGGAAAUUUUGUCGACUUUUUCCCUUGUAGCUUAAAAGAGAAUGGAGAUGCGGGUUUCACCGGUCAACUUCUCUUGAAAAUCGAGGCUCUCAAGUGAGGGUAAGAUUUUUCCAACUGCUCUAGAAAUACCCGAAACCCUCCAAACCCAUCGAGUCUUGGACACCCUGUAUAUGUUAGGCAAUUUAAGUUAGUUCAGUAAUAUUGCCAUGUCAUCACCCUUCUUGGAAUUUUUUUUGAUCUAAGCAACAUCUUAUCUAAGCAAAACCCUCCUCUCGGGUGGAUCUUGUAAUCCAAAGUUUAAACUACUUUUUUCCUGCGGUGCAUGACAAAUUUCCGAAUUAAGCGAGAUCAAACUCCUAAUCGAGAUUAAGUCUAUACCGGCGUGAAAUGGGCGCGGGCUAAAGGCAUGUUUGGGGUGCGUUCAAUGUUCUGCUGGGAUGCACCCGGAGUCAUACGUGCGCCCCGUCCGUCUAUUCGAAAAUUCAGGUAUUCGUUAAUUUUUCCCGCCGUUUAAAAAUAUCCCCGGUAUUGUACAGCGGCGGCAAAAUGUACUGAAUUUUAUACUGUGGUACUGACGUACUGAAGAGAGUCAAAUUGUACUGAUUUCAUUACAUCUGUACUGAUGCUGGCAAUACUGGGUCCAGCAGCUUUGAGGAGCAAGAGCUGGUAAAAGUAAUCUGGGUAAAAGUGAUUCUUCACUAAUUAAUUUUUACUUUCUGCUAGGUUCAAAUAGAUUUUAGAAUAUUAUCAUUAUGGUCUACGAUUUUCUUGGUUUGGUAGGUAUUUGAUUUUCAUGUUUAAUUUUUACAUCCUUUUAGCAGGUUUAAAUAGAUUUUAGAAUAUUUGUAUUAUGGUUCACGAUUUUGUUGGUUUUUGUAUUUAGAACAAUAAAAUAAGUAGGAUCAUUGUGAAGGUAUGAUCACAUGGUUCUUAGCGUUGGGGACCAACGCUUUCACAGGAGGGGCAUAUGUCAACUGGUCUAUGAUAAAACCCCUCUGUAUUUCGAAAACCCAUUAAAACUAGAACACGAUUCAUCGACAAUCAGCAGUUUAAGCAGGUCAACGCGUAAACUAAUGUUUACACGAAAUGGAUAUAAAAACCGAUGCAGCCAAUGGUAUCGCUACCUAUUUAGGUCCUUCUCUCCUCAGGGUCUCGUUACUCAAAGGAGCAGUAGCUACACUUCUCUUGCCACUAGCAGACACUAUACUUAAGGCUCCUUUUUGUAUGUAGUUGUGUGUUUUCCCGAAGAGCAACCUGAAACCUGAGGUCCUACCCAUAUUACCCGCGAGGCGUGCGUGUGACAUGAAUUAAAAAAAAAUCAGAUAAAUAUUUCUUUAUUUCUACUGAUUGUGUAUAUUAUCCUAGCAUAGGUAUAUAUUAUUAUAGUGUAGGUAAAAAAAGUCGCCCAUAGCCCCAUUUUCAAUACAAACAAUUAAAUCAAAAUGGGAUAUGGAUGCGAUUUAUGUUACAUUCUUAUCAGUAAGUAUCACAAUCAUCAUUUUUUUGUUGAGACUUUUAACUCAACUCUUUCUGCAUAUUUUAAUUUAAAAACAACAGAUUGACACAACUUCCAUGCUUAAUAGAUUAGUUAUUAUAAAAAUUAUUGAGAUUAUUUAUGUAUGUAUAUAAGGUAUGCAUUAUUGGUGUAUUAGUUAUGAUUAUUUCUUUCCUAUGAAUCAAAUAGGCAAAAUAUUAUUAAAUAUUUUGAAUAAAGGUUUUUGGCAUGAAAAUUUUGCAACAUUCUGUAUAUCUUAGGCAACAAAAUAUUCUUGAAAUUGGGAACUGAAAAUUUCAUCCAUAUAGUUUUUUGAUAAAAGGUUUCAAGUGAUUUCUAUUACCUUAAAUAAUAUCAAGCAGCGAAAACGAAAUGUACACAAAUCGUUUAUCAAGAUUAAAUAGACUUUGAUUAAAUGAUUUAGGCUUGGUUUAUUUAUCUUCAGAUAAACUUGCUGGUAACUAUCAGCCUGACAGUUUAUCAGAAGGUGAAUAAACUGGCCCUUAGGGGUAUACUUAACAUAUAACUUUACUUACACAAUAAAGGAACAUGGGUAAAAAAUUUAAAAUCUAGUUUCAGUAAAAAAAAACGUUAUUGGUAUCCUACCAGCUAUUUUUUAUAACUAAAUUGUUUGUACGCGCUUUUUCCUUAAUUUUAAUUUUUAACCGCAGAGGUGUGUUUCUUAUAUUUUAGUUCAGUAUAUAAAACAGUAUAACACCAACAUUAUUAGAAUCAAAAGGUAUUUUGACAUUUACAGAUCUUGGUGCGGUUUUACCAUUUUGGAAGUUAAGUUUACAAGAACUCAUAUAGGCCGCUUGCAUAAAAAUUACAGACAAAAUUUCUUUUGGCCUCUAUCCUAACUAAGAAUAACAACAUAGGCUAAACACGCGUUUUUGUUCCAAAUUUUAUUCCUUAGCCCAAUACUCUUUUCAAAAUAGAAAAAUAAAUUGGUAUAGACUAGGAACGUAUGGGUUACCUACAAAUUGAACAAACGCUUAAAAAUGCGUAAAAUAAAUUGUUUAGAUCUUUCAAAUGUUCCAUGACUUUUAAAGCUAGAUUCAAUUUGAUUUUAUCUAUUACAUUCUCUACUUGUAUAUUUCUAGUAGAUGAAUAAGACUUCUAAUCUAUAAUAUAAAUAAGAGAUCUAAGAGCCAGCUACAAAAAUCCACGAUAAUGAUGCAAACUUUCGAAUUUAAGAAAAAAAAUACAAAAAUUAUAAACAUAAAAUACGUAUGUAACAGCUGAUCCCAAAAACUAUCCUCAUGAUUGCUGUUCUUUUUUUUGUUCAGGUACAAAAAACAACCUUUUCGCUUUAGUUCAACCCGAUAAGCCAAUACUUAAGAGAAAAAUAACAACAUCACAAAAGUAUAAAUGUUAUAAGUAUUGGAAAUAUAACUGGUUAGGUACCUACCUAUCUACAAGGUAGUUUUGAGAUAGAAUUGCAUUACAUUUCCUCAGGAUUUUAGUUUAAGCUUACAUAUUAUUAAAAAAAAAUAGAUAAAUUAUUAUUGAAAUGAAACUUUUAGUUUUUUGAUUGCGGAAGGAGCAAAUAUUUUAAAUAUAUGGUUGGUUAGCCAUUAGAGGCAGGGAAAAGUUUUGGAUGGAAAGUGGGGGUUGACUUUUUUAUAAAUGAUCAAAGAUUAUUCUUGAACUUGUUUGUUAGGAAGUCUAUACCAAUGUAAAUUGAAGUCUGAAUUGAGAAGUCAAUUAUUCUUCUAUGGCACUAUAUUACCCAGUUUUUGAUCUGAAUGAAGCCAAAUACUUGACAGUUUUGUGCACUGCCGCAUUCUGGGAUUUGAGUGAUUAAAUUUACUCUUUCCUGAAAAUGACAGUUUCAGCAAAUAAUUACUUGUACAAAAAAUAUUGUACAUUUUGUUGACUGUUACCUAUAAAUGAAAACAAAUAGAUCCAAACUGAGACAAAUAAGUCGUAGUUCUAAUGUUCUAAUUUCACUCAUAAAGUUUAUGUUUCAAAAAGAGUAAAAAUUCAACUAAACCUGAUGUAGCAUUUUCAGGACAAGAUUAGAAUUAGAAUGUUUUUCGAUAUUUUUUCUAGUUCACAUGUUAAAACAUUUAUUUGCAUUGUUGGUUGUUAUUAUCAAUUAUUAAUAGUGUUUCAAAUUCUUUGUUUUCUGAAAAAAAUGAGUAGCCUAAAUGUAAAACUACAAGUGAUUAUUUGCAGAAAGAAGUUUUUGAUUCAAUUGAUGACUUUUAGACAGUAAUAAGGUACAGUUUCAUGAGGAAGACGAGUUACAAAAAUUAAGUUUCAAAAAACUACAAGUAUCCAACAAAUUGUUGAAAACUGUUUUCACUUUUGAGUUUGGUAAUUUUUCACUUCAUCAAAGUCCUUAGUCAAGCCCUACGAUUUUGUUAAGAAAGUGUUGUAGAAAUUGAACCAGAGUGUCUUUUGCUUGGAGAUCUUGUGGCGCUAAGCAUUAUUAUACAAAGAGUUAACAGUAAUAAUAAGGAUAAAUAAGAUAUGUUAAGCGAUAUGCAUGGAGCCACAGAUAAAAAUUUGGCGUUCAAAGAUAUUCAGCAGUAAAAUUUCAGCAGUUCUCAAAUAAAAAAAAGCCUUAUAGAAUAAUAUGCGUUGUCCAUGGUGACUUUGCGCACCUGGUUAAGUACCUACCUAAGGUAUCUUUUGUAAGCAAUUCAAAUGAGUAAAAAACUUGCAGAUUUUGUGCAAAUUUGUUUUUUUAUCCAUUGAAUAUGUUUUCCAAUAAAAUAAUGAGAAUGUAUCUUUCUUCAUUUCAUACAAAAAUGCAUUUGGGGUGAAUGGGAAAAACAAAGAGCAGAAGAUACCCAAUUUUGUUGAAUAUUGGUGAAUAGGUAUUGCAUUAAAAAGUUGUAGUUGCAACCUUUGAAGCUGUAAACUUCAAAUGAAUCUUGUAACGAAAGGUUCAUAAGGGAAAUAAAAUAAAUUUCCAAAUAAGAUGAAAACAAAAAGUUACCCUUCCCGAAGGCUGUUUUGCAACUUACUUGAAGGACGAAAUUGAAUACCAGUAUAUUCUCAAACUUAAUUUUCUGAUUUCACGGGGCUAGAAAUGUUUGAAAUUUGAAACUUUGACAACCCUAGGGAUAGUUAUAACAACUUUCAACUUGUGCCGCAUUUGAGUUGAAAACUCAUUUUAAUAUAGAAAUCACCGAACAACCUUUGUAUCAACAACCGGCCCUAACUAGUACACAUUUGGUUUAAUUUGAAAAAAACUGAAGAAAUGUAUUACCUUUCUCUCAUUCUAUUUUUUGUCGCCCCUUAGCCACUAGGUGCUUGAAAAACAAAAGGUCAUUUUUAGGCGCAUGUUUCAAUUAUCGAUUUCCUUGUAGACCUUCGCUAUUGUCAAUCAAUAAUAAAUUUCAAACUAAAAUAUUUUUUAGCGCAAUCAAAUUUGUAUUGUUGUAUCUUGUGUAAUCCAAUGGCCACGCUGGUUCGUUUUUCUUUGCUUGAGUGUGCC
Ceutorhynchus assimilis (cabbage seed weevil) is the source of this 15181-nucleotide messenger RNA. Lineage: Eukaryota; Metazoa; Arthropoda; Insecta; Coleoptera; Curculionidae. The record is from the annotation of a GenBank genome assembly.